UCUCCCAUCUAUAAAUAUAUAUAUAUCUCUACAACACAUGAAAAAAAUCAUACACAUUUCUUCUAUUGCAUCAUCAUUCAUAAACAUGGCAGAUUUGGAGCAGAUAAGCGUCCAAGAACUCAUGAAAACCAAAAUUCAUGAAAUCCCGCAAAAAUACGUAAUCGAUCAAGAACCGGCGAUGGCGUCGGAAUCCUCCGUUCCGAUCGUGGACAUGAAGAGCUUCUUCUCGAGCGCCGAAGCCAAGGCUUGGGAGCUCGAGAAGUUCCACUCCGCAUGCAAAGAAUGGGGCAUCUUCCAGCUGGUGAAUCACGGGUUGGAAGCUUCGUUGCUGGAGCGGCUGAGGCGCGAGAUUCAGGAAUUCUACGCACUGCCAUUGGAGGAGAGGCUCAAGUAUAGAAUUAGGGCAGGAGAAUUCGAGGGUUAUGGCCAGCAUCUGCUACAGAAUUCCGGCGAUCAGAAGGUGGAUUGGGCUGAUCGCUUUUACAUGAUCACCAACCCCAUCCGCCGGAGGAAGCCUCAUCUCUUCCCCGAGCUACCCGACUCUCUCAGGGAGAGCUUAGAGGGCUUCAUAUCGGAACUGCAAAAACUGGCGAAGGCCCUUCUGGGAUUGGUCGCGGAAGCUCUGAAGAUUGAUAUAAAAGACAUUGAAGAAAUGUUCGAGGACGGAAUGCAAUCGGUGAGGAUGAACUACUACCCGCCGUGCCCGGAGCCCGAUAAGGUGAUCGGGCUGACGCCGCACUCCGACGGCAGCGGCCUCACCAUCCUCCUCCAAGUCAACGGCGUCGAAGGUCUCCAAAUCAAGAAAGACGGCGUUUGGAUGCCUGUCAAGUUCUUGCCGGAAGCCUUGGCUGUCAAUUUGGGAGACAUUGUUGAGGUGUUGAGCAAUGGAUUGUAUAAGAGCAUUGAGCACAGGGCAACCGUGAAUUCAGAGAAAGAGAGAAUUUCAAUAGCAAUGUUUUGCAACCCUAAUUUUCAAGCAAAUGUGGGCCCAUCUCCAGCUCUCCUGACUCACCAGACGCCAAUAUUUAAGACUAUGUCAAUGGAGGAGUAUGUCAAUGGCUUCUUCUCUAGGCGGCUCAAGGGCAAAUUUCUAGACACCAUGAGAAUAUAACAUCAUUAAUUAAUUACUUACAAUUAAAUAAAUAUAGUUAGUUUCAUUAUAUUAUAUAUGUGUAUUUAAUAAUUGUGUGAUUUGCAUUUAUUUAUAUGCAAAUUUCAUAAUAAAUAUUAGGGCUAUGUAAUUUAUACUAAAUGAAUUUUAAAUGAAUACUUUACACAUUCUUCA
Molecule: messenger RNA, 1285 nt
Organism: Salvia miltiorrhiza (redroot sage)
Lineage: Eukaryota; Viridiplantae; Streptophyta; Magnoliopsida; Lamiales; Lamiaceae
Product: protein SRG1-like
Source: RefSeq, a predicted model, not a curated record